AUUCAAUUAAUCGCCAGCAAGACAGAAACACAGUCAACACCACCUAUCCAUCCAAGCGACAAACCCAGAAACCGUCGCCAACAUGCAGGGCUUCAACAUGGGACGGUACGUCCCCCCCGACGUCGAGGGCACGACGAGCGGCAACGCGCUACACAAGAAGCGACCGCCAGGAAUAUCGCAAGACGGGACGCAAACAGUACGGUUCGAGAUGCCAUUCGCGAUAUGGUGUUUACACUGCGAAAACCCUACCCCUACCUCCACCUCCAACCCAAGUGCGAAGGGGAAACCCACGAUAAUAGGGCAAGGCGUGCGCUUCAACGCCACGAAGCGCAAAGUCGGGAACUACCACAGCACGCCCAUCAUCGCCUUCCGCAUGCGGCACGUCGAGUGCGGCGGCUCCAUCGAGAUCCGGACCGACCCGAAGAACACAGCGUACGUUGUCAGCGAAGGCGCGCGGAAGCGGGACAUUGGGGAGGACGACACGGCCUCGAUUCUCGGCCCUAUACUCACUGCGAAAGAGAAAGAAGCGCUCCGUAGCGACGCGUUCGCGAAGCUGGAGAAGACGAUUGCGGAUCGCAAGGUGCUUGAGGAUGCGAGGCAUCGCAUUGAGGAGCUGGAGGGGGAGAGCGCGAGGAAGUGGGAGGAUCCGUAUGAAAGGAAUAGGAAGCUCCGCGAUGCGUUUAGGGUGGGGAGGAAAGAGCGGGAGAGAGAUGCGAUUAGGACGGAGGGGUUGCGCGAGAGGAUGGGUUUGGGGAUCGAGCUGCUUGCGCCGAACGAGGAUGACGCGAGGAGAGCUGCGCUGGUGGAUUUCGGGCCGACGGUUGGUGGGGAGGGGGAGAUGGGCAGGAAGGCGUUGGCGAAACCGCUGUUUGGGAGUGCUGCGGGUGCGAAAGAUGAUGGGAAGGGCGCGAAGGGCAAGAGUAAGAAGUUGAAAUCGGAAGUUGCUGCUGCGCAGAUGCGGGAGAGUCUGGUGUCGGAGAUCGUGGGCAAUACGAGAGUCGCUCAGGACCCGUUCUUAUCGCUGGAUCGUGGAAAUGGACAAGUUACUAAGAGCUCACCUAGGAUUAUGGGAAUAAAGAGGAAAAGACUGGAUUCGGAAGCGAAGCCGGAUCUUGAGUUAGCAAAGUUAGAUCAACUUAAAUCAACAAAAGGAGGUCCGGUCGACAUAGAAGAAGACAAAGAUAGGGGGAUAGCAUCAUCAGCGACGCUAGUCGAUUACGACUCGGAUUAAGGCAUCGUAGCAUUAGACAUGGCGUUUAGGGGGCUUGGAUUUGGUCAUUACAAGAUACCCAGGUUAUAUCAUGAAGCGUAACGUAUGAUUAGGCAGGG
This is a messenger RNA of Annulohypoxylon maeteangense, 1329 nucleotides long. RefSeq names its product DUF455 domain protein. Gene Ontology annotation, cellular component: post-mRNA release spliceosomal complex; U2-type spliceosomal complex. Lineage: Eukaryota; Fungi; Ascomycota; Sordariomycetes; Xylariales; Hypoxylaceae. The record is from RefSeq and is a predicted model, not a curated record. The coding region runs from base 83 to 1231 and encodes 382 amino acids. The transcript has a single exon. Gene Ontology annotation, biological process: mRNA splicing, via spliceosome.